UUUCCCUUUUCUUUAGGCUCUCUUGAUAAACAAAAAUCAAGAAGACGUUUUUACGUUCAAAAGUGAACUUUUGAAAUGCGUAUUAAAUGUGUACUUUUAUAAUAAAACAAUACAAUAAAAGUGAACAUAUUUACAGUUAAGGUUCUGCUGGCGCCACUUGUGACAAAACGGCGCAAAUCUGGCUGCACUGUGCAUAACGACCGCAGUAUUAUGUUGUCCCAAGAGGGCAGUGAAGGCUGUUCAGUGUUAGCGCCUUUGCUCUUCACAGAUUGUCACAGCGCAAGGCGCCACCCCUGGCGCUCAGGUUUAAUUAAAAUGAGGACUUUUUGCUUCCCGCAUCCUCAAACAUCUCCAGGGACGCCUCUCUACCUUGGAGAUUUGGUGGAAAACGCAGUGAUUGGAUGAGGAAAUAAAUAACACAUAACGGCAUUUUUUUUCGCCAACUAUAAAGACAAUAUAGAGCCUAACUUCCAGAAACCAAUGUGAUCGCUAACGCAUGUUAACCCGGAAUCGCAUUUCCUAGGAAAUACUGAUUAUACUAAAAUGCAAAAUGAAAGAAAAGCAUUCGGAAGACUUUGCCCCAACAGCCUGGCGAAUUUCUCCUCUCGUAUUCAAGACAGGAAACCAUCCAAGGAAGACAGCAAAAAGGAACCUCCGAAAAUUGUCACGGGCAACGUUCCAGUUUCCAUUUACAUUGAAGAGACGUCCAAUAUCGUUGAUGAAGCCUUCGCAACGAUCGCUUGGCAAGAUCUGGAAGAAUGCACUUCCGUUCUGCAGCGGGAGAGCGGCUCAGUGCAGCAACAGAAUGCGCAGAUACCCAAUUCAGGCUACGAUCUUCCCGUGUUUGAGGAUGCUGUUGGCCACAUGAUUCCUGACCACCCUGCGCUGAUGCAGCCCUGCCUCGAUUCUGUCAGCCUGCAGCUCCCCAGCUGUGAUGUCGCUGACUUUGAGGGCUGUGUCAUGUCACCCAUCCCCGCUUUACCGGAACACAGCCUGCACAGCACCAUGACUUACACCGCCCUGAGCCACGCGCCGCACGAGGGCCUAAGUCCUCAUGCCGAGCAGUACUGGAAGCAUGUGGCUGAUCACAAUCAGAAGGCUCUGGGAGAUGCCUUGCAAGCUAACAAUCAGCUCCAUGUCACAUUGAACAGAAAGCAAGAAGAGAUUGCAUCUCUACAGGAGAGAAACAUCCAUCUGAAAGAGCUUGCAGACCAAGCCAAACAUCUGGCCUCAGUACUUGAUAGGCUUAUGACACAGCCCAACAAUGCAAAUCACCCCACAGCAGAAUCCUGCCAAGGGAAUGGGGGCAUUAAAAGACGGAGGCUGGAGGAUUGUUUCGAGCCCGUUCCUGGCUGCAAAGAGGUGGAUGACAUCUUGAAAGACAUCACAGACAAGUGCAACGCGGUUUUGCACAGAGACUCCAAGCAGCCAAGGUUGCAGCAAGAGGCAGAAGAAAAUGGCAGUGACAACCAGGGGACGGGAACAAUAAAUAUGCACGGUGCCUUCAAUGGACUGAAGACCUGCACGACGCGUCACUCCAUCGUUGUAGAUGGUGGUGACAUGGAAGAAGGAAUGUCCUUUAAAACCUCCAUUAGAGAUCACUGUACGAUCAGAACCCUGGCUUUUCCCCAGGGAAAUGCUUUCACCACAAGAACUCCUAGUGGGGGGUACAAAUUCCGAUGGGUACCAAGUUAGAAUGGGGUUUCAGCUAACUACACUAGCCAGAGACGACUUCUCAGAAUGAGCAGAGCAUACGAUGAAUCCAGUUUUGCACUGCCGCACUUACAUACUCUUUUAAUAAACAAUGUUCUGUUGCUCAGUUUUGGCUCCUGCCUUGAAAACCACCUGGAAGAGAAAAAAAAGGGCUUUUUUUCAACUCUAGAGUGGUGUAUUUUCAUACUGAAACUGAGUUCGGCACAAAACAUGCAACCAUCUUUUCAUUUUUUAUUUUGGCAAAAAUGCCUGCAUUAUUAAUUCAUUCGGCUGGUGCUUUUAUCCAAAGCUACUUAACUGUACGUUUGUUACGGUUAGGCAUUUUAUUGGAGCAAACUGAAUGAAGUACCUUGAGGGUACAAUAGUAAUGUCCCAAUUGGGAUGAUUCUCCUUGCUUGGUUUGAAUUUGUCUGUUUGCCCUAAAAUGGCACCAUGGCAAAAUGUCUUUUGAAAAAAAAAUUAUUACAUUCGUAAUAAGUAAUGCUGCUGGAGAGGUGUAAUUAUGUAAUGUUCUACAUAUGUACCUGUAUAUAUUUUUAUUCUCCAAUUAUGUUUACACGUUUGCAACACUCAUUGAAGGAUACAAAAGUUUGCGCUUAACUUAUAGAAAAUGUAUAAUAACAUUGUUGGGAA
Lepisosteus oculatus (spotted gar) is the source of this 2346-nucleotide messenger RNA. RefSeq names its product multiciliate differentiation and DNA synthesis associated cell cycle protein (gene mcidas). Gene Ontology annotation, biological process: negative regulation of cell cycle; negative regulation of DNA replication. NCBI's taxonomy places the organism in Eukaryota, Metazoa, Chordata, Actinopteri, Semionotiformes, Lepisosteidae. The record is from RefSeq and is a predicted model, not a curated record. Gene Ontology annotation, cellular component: nucleus.